AGGACAGCCUCUGCAGCAGUUUCCGGUCUUUUUGUUUGUUUGCUUUUUCACUUUUAUCGACAUAUUACAAUUAUUCUAUGUUUCUUAUUCUCCAUCAACAAAAUCAAAAAGCAAAACAAGAAAAAUAAAAAAUUUAAAGAAACCAACUUUUACUCUGUUCAUUAGCUAUUCUUUUGACUCCAUUCUACUUGUUCUUAUUCUAGCUAGAAGUAGGAAACAAUGUUCUUACACUUUGUGUUAAGUGUGUUUCCUAUGUGUAUAUGAAAUUACCACUUACUAUGUUUGUUAAUCCAAUGGUUUUAAGGUGACACUCGUUGGCAUUUUCUCCCUUUUUUUUUUUACCUCAAAGGAGUAGUAAAAAUUCAAUCUUUAUCAAAUAUAACAGUGUUAUUUUGGACAUGGCUCAACAGGGUUAAGGUGUGCGUACAUUCUAUCGUCCCUAGACUCCACUUGUGCGAUUCUGCUGGGUUUAUUGUCAUUUUUUGCUGUGUGCAUUGGGUAAACCCCUAUUGUGUAAUAGCCUCCAAACCACACAGGGAAUGUAAACCGCACUAGGAAAGCUAUGUGCGACAGACCAAUAAGGUCAUCUGUAUGGAUGACCGCCCUCAAAACCAACUGGACCAUCCGAAGGGACAAGGAAGAAGGGUGGCCAUUGGGAUUGCAGCCACUGAAUAUGAGAAUAGGUUUGGGUAGGAGCAGAGAUUUUUCUGCUGGUUCAACUUCAUUCAACACUUCACUCAGUGAGUCUCUUACUUCCUCCACAGAUUCUUCAUCAGAUUUGGACACUGAGUCUACAGGAUCUUUUUUUCAUGAUAGGAGCACCACACUUGGAAGUCUAAUUGGUGUCUCCAGUAUAGUUAAUAAUCUCUCAAGAAGAUCAACAAGGUCAAGAUCAAAUGGUGUAAUCACAAAUGUCCAAAAAAACUACAGAUCAAAAACAACAUGGUGUUUCUCUUUAUGUCCAAGAAACAACACAGAUGCUGAGAGUGUAAUGAUGAUAAGGAACAAUGACAGUAGUAAUACUCCAUCACUUGGUCAUUUUCUUGCUGUAGAAAGAAGAGCUAAUGCUAAUGGACAUAGAAGAAGUCAUAACCAUAGUCCUUUGUUAUAUGGACCUGAUGAAUUUGCUAUGGCAUUGCCUAAUAGAGAUCAGAAUUCAUUGUUUGCUAAUGGACAAAUUGCUCCUCCUCAGUUGAGUCCUUGGUCAGGAUCUGAUGUUGAAAAUAGACAGAGGGCUAACAGAGAAUUAGAGCAUGAUGUGCAUGGCCAAGGGCUAAAGCACGUAUCUCUGGAGUGCAGGAUAAUAUGGACUUUUUGUGAUUUACUUGAUCGUCAAGAAGAUUUAAUAGCGCUUCAGAUUGAUCUCGAGGGACUUCUCUUGAUCAGUCUUUUUUGUUUUCUUUAAUUCAGGGGACAAUGUUGAAGAAGCUUUUGUUAAGGAGCAUUUUCCUUCUUAGUGGUGCUAACCCACACAUAUUUAGAUUAGUCGAAUGCAAUGUACUUUAGAUACUGAAUUAUUAAAGAAACAAUGCGUGGCUAAACCUAAGAUACUGAAUGAUAUCUUAGGUUUGUGUCGUAAUAUAACUCUGUGUAUCCCCUGAUUCGUAUUUUUAAUUUGUUUUCGUUCUUCAAGGGCUAAAGCAUGCAUUUCUGAA
Messenger RNA from Nicotiana tabacum (common tobacco), 1655 nucleotides. The record is from RefSeq and is a predicted model, not a curated record. Lineage: Eukaryota; Viridiplantae; Streptophyta; Magnoliopsida; Solanales; Solanaceae.